Molecule: messenger RNA, 1023 nt
Organism: Stegastes partitus (bicolor damselfish)
Lineage: Eukaryota; Metazoa; Chordata; Actinopteri; Pomacentridae
Product: UDP-GlcNAc:betaGal beta-1,3-N-acetylglucosaminyltransferase 3-like
Exons: 1
Coding region: 1-1023 (340 amino acids)
Biological process (GO): poly-N-acetyllactosamine biosynthetic process; protein O-linked glycosylation
Cellular component (GO): Golgi membrane
Molecular function (GO): hexosyltransferase activity; UDP-glycosyltransferase activity
Source: RefSeq, a predicted model, not a curated record
AUGAGAAAGUCUGUCCUCCAACCAAAACCAGCAACCACAAGUUCUACUUUUAAAUACUCCCGGCCAAUGUGUCGUGAAAACACAUCUGCUGCCAGAGUCCCCGGCUUCAACUCACUUCCUCAUAAAAUACAAAACUUUCUCUACUAUCGCCAUUGUCGACAUUUUCCCAUGAUACUGGAUGUUCCUGACAAAUGUGGAGGAGCUGAAGGAUCUGCAGAAGUCUUUCUUCUACUGGUCAUUAAAAGUCCUCCUGUGAACUACGGCCGUCGAGAUGUGCUGCGUAAAACCUGGGCUAAAGAGAGAUUGCAGAAUGGUGUGUGGAUCCGAAGACUUUUCAUUACAGGAACAGCAGGUGAUGGUUUAGAGAAGAAGAGACUGAACAAAUUCCUCAAACUGGAGCAACAUGAGAACAAUGACAUCCUCCAAUGGGACUUUGUUGACGCAUAUUACAACCUCACAUUGAAACAAAUCCUCUUCCUGGAAUGGAUGGACAGAAACUGUCCUCAUGUUCGCUUCCUGAUGAAUGGUGAUGAUGAUGUUUUUGCUCACACAGACAACAUGGUUAUGUAUCUAAAAAGCCUGAAGGUCAAUGAUGGAAGCAAGCACCUGUAUACUGGACAAUUGAGGACAAAUCAGGCGCCUAUUCGUGAUGAAAAUGAUAAAUAUUAUGUUCCAGUUCAGGUGUACGAGUCAGGGUCAUAUCCUGAUUUCUGUAGUGGUGGAGGCUUCCUGUUGUCUGGCUACACAGCUCAUGUCAUAUACAACAUGUCCCAGUCCAUCACCCUUCUUCCCAUGGAUGAUGUUUACAUUGCAAUGUGUGUGGACAAAGCAGGACUUCGUCCUGAAUCCCACAUGGGAGUGAAGGCUUUUGGACAUCGUGGUCCAUCCAGUACUGACCCAUUAGAUCCUUGUUAUUUUAAAGAAAUUCUACUUGCUCACGGAUUCUCUCCACUUAAUUUGUAUGUUAUGUGGAACAGCUUAUAUGAUCCUGAUCUGAAAUGCUUUGACAAUGUCAAAUUGUAA